This is a messenger RNA of Capsicum annuum, 1547 nucleotides long. Its product is annotated as protein RAE1. Gene Ontology annotation, biological process: transcription-dependent tethering of RNA polymerase II gene DNA at nuclear periphery; RNA export from nucleus. The record is from RefSeq and is a predicted model, not a curated record. Gene Ontology annotation, cellular component: nuclear pore. Bases 250 to 1413 code for a protein of 387 amino acids. Gene Ontology annotation, molecular function: RNA binding; ubiquitin binding. NCBI's taxonomy places the organism in Eukaryota, Viridiplantae, Streptophyta, Magnoliopsida, Solanales, Solanaceae. The transcript is spliced from 11 exons.
ACAAAAUAUUUUUACUUUUGACCCGCACCGCACCCGCAUUUAUCUCAAUCUGCCCUCACCACACCUACUUAAACCCGCACUGCACCAGCACCAGCAUCAGCACCCGCACCCGCACCCGCACAGUCCCAUUGCCAUCACUGAGUCCAACCUUGGCUUAAAGUAUACGCUUGAUUUUUGUUCAAUAUAAGCUUAAUUCCAGUGAAUGAUAUAGGCUUUGUUGUCCAUUGUAACUGAACAUAAACACCUUCAAUGUCUAUAUUCAGCGCCACUGCGAACACAAAUCCCAAUAAGUCUAUCGAGGUUAAAGAACCUCCUGCUGAUUCUGUAUCAAGCCUCUGCUUCAGUCCCAAGGCUAAUCUUCUAGUUGCUACUUCAUGGGAUAAUCAGGUACGAUGUUGGGAAGUGACGGGAAGUGGCACUAACGUUGGAACUGUUCCCAAGGCCUCUAUAUCACAUGAACAGCCGGUUUUAUGCUCAACCUGGAAGGAUGAUGGGACAACUGUCUUCUCUGGAGGUUCCGACAAGCAAGUGAAAAUGUGGCAGCUAUCUGGUAGUCAACCUGUAACAGUGGCCGUGCAUGAUGCUCCUGUCAAGGAAUUGGCUUGGAUCCCAGAGAUGAAUCUCUUGGUAACGGGAAGCUGGGAUAAGACUCUGAGGUACUGGGAUUUGAGACAGCAAAAUCCAACACAUAUCCAACAACUUCCUGAGCGCUGCUAUGCACUUACAGUGAAACAUCCUUUGAUGGUUGCUGGCACAGCUGAUAGAAAUCUUAUAGUUUUCAAUUUGCAGAAUCCUCAGACUGAGUUCAAGAGAAUAAUCUCACCCUUAAAGUAUCAAACUCGGUGUUUAGCGGCCUUCCCCGAUCAACAAGGUUUCUUGGUUGGCUCAAUUGAAGGACGGGUUGGUGUGCAUCAUCUUGAUGAUUCCCAACUAAGUAAAAACUUCACAUUCAAAUGCCACAGGGAGGGCAACGAAAUUUACGCAGUCAACUCUCUGAACUUCCAUCCUACUCAUGGAACAUUUGCCACUGCGGGAUCUGAUGGUUCAUUCAACUUUUGGGACAAAGAUAGCAAACAGAGGCUUAAGGCAAUGUCAAGAUGCAGCCAGCCCAUACCUUGCAGCGCGUUCAACAAUGAUGGCUCAAUCUAUGCAUAUGCAGUUUGUUAUGAUUGGAGCAAGGGUGCAGAAAAUCAUAAUCCAACUGCAAAAACGUACAUUUACUUGCACUUCCCACAGUAUUUUUCAUUCAGGAGUCUGAGGUUAAAGGCAAGCCACGAAUUGGAACUAGUGGUAGAAAGUGAAGUCAGCAGUAAAGCUUCUUCUGACCAUUUUAGAGAGUUCAUUUCGUUGUUCUGUACAUGGAGACAUUUGUGUUCCAUUGUGGCUUUUUUCUGUUUACAGUCAUGCAAUUAAUUCGUGGGAGUGCGAGUUUUGAGCUUUGCACACUUAAAAGAAAGAUUCGUAGGUAGUGAUUUGAGUCUGAUACUCCUUAUUAAUAGGAACUUACUUGUGGCAAUACUAGUAAAUCUUCUUAGAGAAUUAGAUAA